UUCACAAACACACUAACUUAUUUUCAAAGUCCAUCUGUGUUUGAAUUUAACACAUCCAUCCAAGAACAAUAUUUCCAAUAGUUCUCAAAUAACUCUUGUUAAUGAAGAACAAAUAUAAUCCAGUAGACUUUACAGAAACGGCUUCAAGUCUAAUUUCUCAUUUGAAGCCACAUCCAGGAAACUGUUACCGUGAGGUUGCCAAGCAACCAGCGGAGAAUCUGGGAAGUCACUGCACCCGGCCAAGAAAUUGUCUGGCACAUAAUCCACCAUAAAUCCACAACUUGUCAUAUUUGCACUUCAGAUUAAACAAACAAGACACAUUAAUGAAAGAGCUUUAAAAGGCGCUGGAAGGCAGAUUUUGUUGUCCUCUGAACAGAGCCAGGCUAGCUGUUUCCCCUCGUUUCCAGUCUUUAUGCUAAGCUAAGCUAACUGUCUCGGGGCUGUAGCUUCACAGUCAGUAGAGCUGGCGGCUCGAGGCCGGCAUUGCACACCCAAAUCUCUGACCGAACUGUCAUGGUGGAGAUGCAUUGUGGGUAACGGAAGGUUUUAACAUUAAGAGGAGACUGUGGAAUAAAAAGGGCGAUAUAUCUGGUUCUGCCUCAUUGACAAUGUUACAGAAGUAUGAUGCUAAAUCGAUAAGGUGCCCUUUUAAGAUUUCACACCAUAAAAGUUUAUUGUAUAACGGUCGACUUCUGCCCACCUGCUCCGAGGCUCGCUGGGGCAGGAUAUAGCUGUCUAUUAGAAGAGAACUUCAUCUACUCCACUCCCAUUCAAGACAAAAAAAAGGCCACUCUGACAAAUCAGACGUCACAGGCGAGUGGAUGUAUGUGCUCGUUUUUGUCGAUAACACCCUAUUAAGUGGAGGGGACGUGUCAGCGUAGGAGAGGGCCUAAUCCAAUCAGCAGAGUAAUUAAAAACACACAGCACAGCAGCCCUGAUGGCUGAUGGCUGCAUUGUCAGGGACGGCCUUCAGCAUUUAGCACAGGGAGAGGAUAAGCUGUGGUCACGCCAGAGCGAAGGCCAUCACCGCUGCUGUGCAAUUAAUGUAAAAUCACAAUCAAAAAUGAAAAUGCAACAUCUUAUUGUCCACAUGAUUCACAAUCCUCCUUCUCUUCCUCCACCUGUCAUCAUCAUUGAUAUGGCUUUAAUCCACACAUUGCUCAGUGUUUUUUUUUCAUCUGCCUGUAUUGUUUCCUAAUUACUCUCUUCACAGCACUGGCUCUCAUCAUCUUCUCGUUUCAUUUAGCCCGGUUUCUUCCUCAUUAAUUAACACCAUCACCUCACUCCUCCUGCCAGCGUUUUGCUGAGCUCCAGCCAGCAUGCAGUUGGAAAAACAAACCACCAGAUGUCACCCACGCCUCGGUGCCUCCAAUCUGUAUUUUUUUUAUGAUGCCUAAUGAAUUUUGUUUUUGGCACUGUGUCUCACUGGCGCAUAACAGCACAAGGAGCUUUUUUUUUCUUUUUCUUUCUCUCUUUCACGAGAUGAACUCAAAGUCAAUUUUUGCACACGUUUAAGCAUCAAGGAUGCAGCAACAGGAUGCUCCUCCUCUGAUGAUACAUUGCUGAUGCACGUUGUAUGUCCUCGCUCCACGCCUGAUGCAGUUUUCUCUGCUUUAAAGGGUGACUUAGCCAUCCUUCUUUUUGCCUCCGAGGGCCACUCUCCAUCCUGUGUGUGCAGCCGAGCAUGAAUCUGUAGCUCGGAGGAGCGCUCUGGAUGUGUGACAGGCUGCCUAGGAGAGGGGUAAUUCCGAAGGGCAGUAGAAGUAAUAGGGUAAUCUAUUAUACAGUCCAACUCUCUCUUCCUCCUCUCUUGCUGCCCCCCCUCCCUCCCUUCCUCACUCUCCCAGUCUUUCGGUUUUCUCGCUGCCUCUGCCCUUGCAUCAGCAUUUCGUGAGGACAAAUGAGAAGUAGAGUUUAACUAUGCACAUUCCCGAUGCCCUCCUGCAGAGCCCAGCACUUUCGCAAUUAAACUGGAGUCCAUCGCCCACUAUGAUUCAAAGCUCACCCCCCACUGAGGGGCAGCUCACACACACACACACACACACACACUCGCAGACUCACACAGUUCCAGUCUAGCGGUGCGUGACCGUAACCACUCUGGUGUGUUAUCAUAUGUGUAACCAGCUGCCAUAUAUAUAUAUUUGAAACAUGUCGUGCUACACAUGUUAACAAGCCAGUGGGAGAUACAGGAAAGGGAAUGAAAUACAGGGGAUGUGUAUGAAAUGAGUGAGGGUUUUAAACAGUGAUUCAUCUUUUACAAUUCAUAGAAUAAAAGGAGGGAUACAUUAAAUGCAGAGGUGAUUUUUUCCCCCCCAAUAUUUUUUCUAUAAGGUGCCUGUUUUUGAGCUCAGUUUGCACUGAGAGGCAAAAGCAUAUGUAAAACAUUUCAUUUGCAUUCCCUUCUUUUUUCCAUGAGCUACUUUUCUACUUUUUUUCCUGCAUGGAUUCCCUUUUUUUAUCCCACUUUUUCCAAUCAAUUCCCCAUUAGUGUUUAAAAUAGUGUGCAUCAUCUGUUUCUAUUGUCACGAAAAAGGUCAACUCAUGGCGGCAGACCAAUUAAAACCCUCCCUCCUCCACCUCCUGCUCCAUCUUCAACCCCUCUCACCCCCAUCACUGACAUUUUUCCUCUCUUGUGCUCUCCAUUUUAGUCCCACCUCCCAGAGAGACGAGGAGACACACAGAGAGAGAGAGAGAGAGAGAGAGAGAGAGAGAGCCCACAGCAACCAUCAUCUCCUCAUCCUCCUCCUCCUCCUCCUCCUCCCAGCUCCCCAUCUCUUCCAGCACACCCUCACACUCCUUCCCUCUGAUGCCGACUGGAUGCAGACCGAGGGAUUUCCAGCAGCUUCCUGAGUCUGUCCUCCCUCUCCUCCCUCACCUCCCUCCCUCCUCCUCCUUCAACAUCCGGAGCUUCUCCUCUUCUGCCUCCUCUUUUCUCCUGCUCCUCACCACCAGGAUGUGGCACUCGGUGGCUCUGCUCCUCUCUGCUUUGAUCCACGUGUCGUUGCAGGGUCCUCACCAGAGGAACCUGUUAAAGAACCUCCUGAAGGACUACAACCGGAUGGAGCGGCCCGUGGGCAACGACUCCCACCCGCUCACCGUUGUCUUCUCCCUCAGUAUGAUACAGAUCAUGGACGUGGAUGAGAAGAACCAGGUGCUCACCUCUAACAUGUGGCUACGGAUGAGCUGGUUCGACCACUAUCUCCAGUGGAACCAGAGCGAACAUCCCGGAGUGAAAAACCUCCGCUUCACCACAGACCAGGUGUGGACACCAGACAUCCUCCUCUACAACAGUGCAGAUGACGACUUUGACUCCACCUUUAAGACCAAUGUUCUGGUGAACUCCAGCGGCUACGCCGAGUAUCUGCCUCCAGGAAUCUUUAUGAGCACAUGCAACGUGGAUGUUCGCUGGUUCCCUUUUGACAUCCAGAAGUGCGAGCUGAAGUUCGGCUCUUGGACGUAUGACGGCUGGCUGCUGGACCUCCAGAUGAACGACGCUGACAUCUCAGGUUACAUGCCCAAUGGAGAAUGGGACUUAGUUGGAGUCCCCGGCACCAGAAGCGAGGCCUUCUAUGAUUGUUGCAAGGAGCCGUACCCGGAUGUGACGUUCGUUGUGACAAUACGGCGGCGGACGCUCUACUACGCCCUGAACCUGCUCAUUCCCUGUGUGCUGCUGUCUUCGAUGACCCUGCUCAUCUUUGUGCUGCCGGCUGACUCUGGGGAGAAGAUCUCACUGGGUAUCACCGUCUUGCUGUCUCUAACUGUUUUCAUGUUGCUGGUCGCAGAGAUCAUGCCGGCCACAUCUGACUCCGUUCCUCUUAUAGGUCAGUACUUUGCCAGUAUAAUGAUCAUCGUUGGGAUGUCAGUCAUCGCCACAGUGGUGGUUCUGCAGUAUCAUCAUCACGAUCCAAAUGGAGGAAACAUGCCAAAAUGGGUGCAGCUCGUCUUGCUGCAGUGGGUAGCGUGGUUCUUGCGUAUGAAGCGGCCAGGAGAGAAUGACGACCCGGAGCGGCCCCCGUGUGCCCCCCACUUGCGCCGAUGCUCCUCGGGGUCCCAGAGCGGGAGCCUCCCAAAUACUACGGACCCCACCUUCCAUCCGCUGCACCCACAGAACCUGGCUCCUCUCCAAACGGGGCCCCUCCAUGCGGGGCAUCCUCACCUCCACGUCCAGUCCAGCGCCAACAACAACGGGAACCUUCUUUACAUGGGCUACCAGAGCAUGGAGGACCCUUCAAUCCUCUCAGAGCCUCUCCAGAGGAAUAACAUCUCCAUGGGGCCUUCGCGGGUAGCAGGAAGCCCGCCACCUCACCUCCCAUCUCAGUUCUGCAGCUCCCCGCCACCUCCUACCCCCAGUAUGGAUACUGUAGGCUGCCCCAGCACUGUCUCUAGUGGUGGGGGCUUUGGAGGUGGACCCGGGGGGCUUGGAGGGUGCUCGACCGCGGGGAUAGGAGACCCCCAGCUAAAUGCCAUCUUGGAGGAGGUGCGUUACAUGGCAGACCGUUUCCGGGAGCAGGACGAGAACGAGAGCGUGGCCGACCAGUGGAAGUUUGCGGGGGCUGUGAUCGACCGCCUGUGUCUGGUGGCGUUCAGCGUUUUCAACAUCAUAUGCACCAUCUCAAUCCUCAUGUCUGCUCCCAACUUUGUGGAAGCCAUGUCAAAGGACUUCAUUUGAAAGCGAAGAGGAAAAAAAGAGGACGAGAAGCGGGAAGGAAGGGAUGAGGGGAAUUAAAUAUAGGAUGAAGGAUGGAGUGGGCCCGGAUCCAAGGAAACGCAAUUUCCAGCGGACUGUAGGCUCUGUGAUUUGUGAUUGCAAGGAACUUGGAAAUAGAAAAAAAACAAAUGGUUUUCUUUGCAAUACAUUCUGUUUUCUAACUGAAAUAUAAGAAGAAAAUAGAUGAGGAUGGGGGCACAGAGUGACGUUAAAGUGAGAUUAGAGUGAGCAGGGUGCUUUAUCAGAUUCUUGACAAGGUGAAAUGGAUUCUUGUGGUUAAUUCAAAGACUUUCCCCCAGAAAAUUAGGGGAAAGAGUCACACAGAGAUAAAGAAAGAGAAGAUUAUCAGUCCAAUGCAAGCUCAAGUAAUAAAGCUCUUAAAGCAAGGGAGAGAUUGAGAGCGUAAGAGGGGGAAAGAGACAGGCAGAUAGAAAGAGACAGAUAAAUGAGACAGACCUUUGGCUGUUUUCUUGAGGAGGGAAGACAGUCCUUCACUCCCACAUGUUGAGAACGGACUGCAUCAUUUAAGUGAGAGUGAGAGCGCGGGGAGAGGAGAAAAAGACUUUUACGGAACAACAAAAAGCAGUCGUGACGGAACAAGCCUUCACCCCUCGUGACACUGGAUAGGCUUGGUAAACAGCUUGAUGCUCGGAUGUACAAAAGUGGACCGAGGAUCAGGAAGCCGAGAGGGACAGAAGAGGAUCUCAUCUAUUAUUCAAUCACAUCCAUCUAAUGACCGUCAAAUUGAAAGACCUUGGAUAAUCUUUAGGACUAAUAAGCUUUUAAAAGACGAAGUCCCCUCUCUACUUCAUGCGAACCACUUUAAAUUUCCAAGGCCUUAUCUCUUUGAGGCGAUUGCCAAUCUGCAACAAUCAGCUGGGAGAUCAAAAGCUCCACAGCAGCGGGCGUAGUGUGCAGUGCUUAUCACGACCGGGAAACUGAAUUAACCGGUCAUCAACAACGCAAUGGCCAGUAACUGCAGCACAGUGGAGGCUUGAGCCAAUAAUAACUCAUGGAGCACUUUCCUAACUGUAUCUGGCAGGUCCUAAUAGACCAACGGAUCUCAUUGGAUUUCAUAUUAAAGGUUUAAUAACUGAAAUGGGAGGUCAGGUCUUUAAAAGAAUACGAGACGCACAAAAAAGGGAUAAGAUCGUUCAAAAUCCCCAAAUUUAUAUGGAGGCAACAUCCCAUCAAAUUUCUGUCAGAUCCCUUCAGAGGUUUAUAGCUUGGUAAGUGACACAUAUCUGGAAUGAAAGAUGAGAUUUUCAUGGAGCUGUAUUUUCAUGAAAUUGAGUGCAGUUGACAAAGUGUUGAUUCAAAAGGUUUGAAUUCAAAGUGCGGCCUUCAGCCAGCGAGCUUCUGUUGAAAAUGGUAACCAAUAAACAAAAUAUGUCUUUAGUUAGUUUGGGUUUGAGGGAAUUUGACGUGUUUGCUAGCAGUUUGAAUGUGUGUUGAAAGCAAGGUUAGCCUAUAGUUUAGUUUAACUCAUGGAUGUCUAUGGGUUCAAAUGCUAAAGUUUUCCAAGUAUGGCUGUCUGAACUGACUAAAGUACAUGUUGUAUUACGCAAUUUACAAUUAACAGAGAAAUUAGACUAUAUCGAACUUCCAAUCUGCUUUUUUUGUACUUACUAUGGCUGUGUCCAAAAUCAUUCCGGUUUCUUAAUCUCUACAAACAGAUUCUGCGUUCACAUGUAGAAUAUGUAGGCUACGGCACAAGAUUUUGGUCCAGAGUAGUAUUGACCAAUUAUGUUUGAGCAGGUUUUGGUUGAAUGCUGGUAAACAGUCAGUGUGGAGAGCAACGAGUCGGAACGUAUUGACCGAAAUGCAAUCUCGGAACCCACCGGCUAUCGUCUGACGAUGAUUUAGCUAUUUAUUGGUUUCAAAUUAGCUUGUAAACUGGCCACUUGCGAAAUAAUUUGUCAUCUCUCAACUUCAGUCUCGCGUCUCAAGUUGCUAAUGGGAUUGUAAACAAUGAGCAGCGCACGGAAAAGAAAGUCUUGGCCCGGAUAUCCGCUGGCUACAUCAGAACCCAAAAAAUAUAGCCCCUUGCCGCAAGACGCUUAUCCGUCAUCAGACCGAUAGCUGAUGGGUUCCGAGAUUGAGAGUUUCUAAUCCCUAACUCACAGUGGAGUGUCUUUGGCAUGUAACAUUUCGGCAAACAAUCCUACCAUUACAAAGGGAAUAGUGAAAGAGUUCAUAAGGGAAUGAUUUUGGACACAGCCCAAGAUUAUAGGAGAAGGAUGAGUCAUUCAAAAAUAGCUAGAAGCAACAGAAAUCCAGCUGAAAGUGUACAUUUAACCACUCUUCUCAGCUCAGGUAAUUGGCGAGUCUCUCAAUGCUUCGCUGAUUCCAAGAUAGUGUCACAUUCUCUUCAAUAUUAGUUUUAUAGUAUAUAGUAAUAGUUUCAACAACAGGAGUUUUUCUGUAUUUGUGAAAACAGUAGUAUAAAUAGUAGCUUAUUGCGUCAUGCACAUAUAGGUGCCCAGCCUACAUACUGUAGCCCACACACACACACAACAUACUGUAACUGGUGAAAACAAAUGUGUUAGCAUUAAAGCCUGGAUAAAGUGUGCUUUCCUGCAUUUGAAUGGCUGAUACCCGUGAAAUGAGCAAAGCAAGCUGAGCUCACUAUUCAACCACACAUUCAAACUGUAAGCAGAGGCAGAGCCUGACUGUAGUUGGAGAAAUUCCUCAAAAAUCAAACAACCCUUUAAAGGAUAAGGAGUUACUCUGUUUUUCAUAUCGUCAACAAAUCCCGUGAAAAAAAGUAAACCUGCAAUAAGUAACGUUACACUGUCUGUAGCACACGGCGUCAUGUCUAUUAUUUGUUCCUAAUGAACACAUAACCCUUAAAAACAAGUCACAAGCGUAUAGACGAAUCCGGUGAAAUACCUGAAGUAACCAAGUUGCCAUUACUGCGGUGGCAGCUCCCUAGAAUAUGCACACGUUUGAAUGCAAGCUGUCCUAAGAAGUGUACAAUUUGUUCUAUCUAGGGCUACCUAAUGACCACAUAGUAAACAUCAUUAAUUGGUCGGCAUCACAAACAGAACACGUACAAGGUGUCUGCUAACUGUGUUAACUGGUGACUCUCAGCCAAAUGCAUCGUGGUUGCUCGUAGUGACGGCAGCUGUGUCUUCGUAAAAGCCUUCAAUUUGACUUUAAUCCAUUUUAAAUACAUACUCAUCUGUGUUUAUUAUCUACACCGACCAUUUACGUAAGUUACUACAAACAACCAUGGACGCUUUCGGCUCAAAGUCACCAGUUAACACGGUUAGCAGACAGAGUCACUACAACUUGCCACUGCAGUAAUGGCGUCGCCGUUAGAUCGCGGAACACACAAAGUGGUCACUGGAUUCAUCUAGUUUCAUUUAAAAAACUCAAGUCAUUUCCUAAAACAGCUGGGCACUGUAGUUUUUAGCAAACAUUUGUCAAACACGAGUAAAUAGUGCAUUUGUUGGGCACUAUUUUGAUAUUUGGUGCUCUACCGAGUAUUUACAUCAACAUGACGAUGUAUGUAGGAUCGACUCAGUGCCCAUUUUUAUUGCAACAGAGGAACAUUUCACUCUGUACAGCAAUGUGGCUUUUUGAUGUGCUUUGAAUAGUUUUGAAAAACAAUGGAGGACUAUGGCACGGAGGAAUAAACUAUACUCAGAAAACACCUGUUAGUAUCAUAAAUGCAUUGUUGGUUUUGUUAUUCUCGUGGGAUUUGGUGACAAUAUGAAAAAUAUACAAUAUCAGCAGCCUCAUCCUUUAAGAAGUCCAUUAACGUUUGCUUUAUCACAAAGAUCCAACAGGACAAUAUAUAUGUUUACUACAUUCCUCACCUACGCUGUCUCAUCGUUGAACUGCUAAAUAGAGUGUUGAAACAGUUGUACAAAUACUGUAUACUCUAUACCUCUCUUCAUCUUGUCUCCUCUCUCUCUUCCUCUCUAAAGUCAAUCUCCUAGCAGGCAAGGAAAGUAAACUUCCUGCCGGGAGGUUUGUAGAAGGGUGUUUUUUUCCUUCCAGCACAUAUUGACACCUAAACACUCACACCUGUACA
Sebastes umbrosus (honeycomb rockfish) is the source of this 8750-nucleotide messenger RNA. It is a transcript of the gene chrna11, whose product is annotated as cholinergic receptor, nicotinic, alpha 11. NCBI's taxonomy places the organism in Eukaryota, Metazoa, Chordata, Actinopteri, Perciformes, Sebastidae. Gene Ontology annotation, cellular component: postsynaptic membrane; neuron projection; synapse. Gene Ontology annotation, biological process: signal transduction; monoatomic ion transmembrane transport; nervous system process. The transcript has 11 exons. The coding region runs from base 2807 to 4669 and encodes 620 amino acids. The record is from RefSeq and is a predicted model, not a curated record. Gene Ontology annotation, molecular function: acetylcholine-gated monoatomic cation-selective channel activity; transmembrane signaling receptor activity.